Cylicostephanus goldi is the source of this 846-nucleotide messenger RNA. NCBI's taxonomy places the organism in Eukaryota, Metazoa, Nematoda, Chromadorea, Rhabditida, Strongylidae. The record is from the annotation of a GenBank genome assembly.
AUGUUCAAAGAUGAGCUGCUUGUCAAUAAUUUUGGCGCAAAUGAUAUUGUGUUGGUCAUCCCUGGAUUUCGGCUAGGUUUCCUUGGCCUGUUGACUUUUGGUUCAGACGAUGUCGUUCCGAGAAAUAUCGGCGCUCAUGAUAUUCUCGCUGCUUUACAAUUUGUCAAGGAUGAGAUCAAAAAUUUUGGAGGAAAUCCCGAUGACAUCACAUUGUUUGGACAUUCCGGUGGUGGCACAACAGCUGCACAAUUUGCGUUGUCGAAGCAGAUUGAUCCUGAUCAAAAAGUCUGUGGUAUGAAUAACUUUUACAGGCUGUUCCAAAAAGCUGUGAUGAUGUCAAUGAGUUUUGGAUUUGCGGAUGCAAGUCAUAUGCAAAAUCUUACGAUGGAGUUGGCAUAUCGAGCAAGGUGUGUUCCAUCUAGAACUGUGGAUUAUAAUUCUGCUGAAUAUGUGGAGGGAGUGGUCCAAUGUCUCAGAAAUUUGGACAGCAUGGAAAUAUUAAGGAUACAAAGACAGAUGGAAGAUGAGGACGAAUGGCAGAAACCUGAGUUUCUAAUUAUGACUGCUCCACCAUUCGAUGCUAAAGAUUUGCAAGAAUUUCUUGCAAAUCCUAAACCACGAACAAUAAUGACCGGAACCACGCUAAGAGAGAUGGAUGAUACUAAUGACCCUGUUGAAUACAAUAUUGUGGAGUUUUUGGGGAUCAAAAAUCGUAAGGAAGUUCUGAAGCGGUUUCACGACGAUAGAGCUUCUAAUAGGCUGCCUUUCAAUCACUCAGCUUCAACUCAAGCAAUGUUUUUGUCAUCAUAUGUGAUUGGACAUAAAAUAAGGGAAGCUGGUGGAAAG